AUGGAGGAUAUCGAAUUGAAGGCUCUCGUUAAGUCUGUCGAUGAAAUUUUGGAUGAUCACUGCAAUGAAGUCUGGACGCCAGAAUAUCUAUACGCUCAGGAAUUCGAUUCGGUAUUCCAACAACUAUUCAAUCAAUAUUCACACGGAGAAUUUUGGCAAGUUGAUGAUCACAGUGACUUUCUCGCGUUCUGCCGUAUGUUUCGAAUGUUAAACCAAAAACGGAACGAGUUGGAAGACAGGUUUUUCCCAGAAAGAGCAGUGGAAAGAGCUGAGGAACGGGAGAGAGUUGGUCAGGAAGAAGAGACGCAGAGAUUUAGAGAGUGUUAUGAUAAGUUGCACGAACUUAGUCAUAAGAAGAAGAAGAAGAAGAAUGGAACUGGAAAGUUUAGCGUGAAGAAUUUUAUUUUUGGAUGCUUCGGAAGUACGGCUGUAGGUGAGGCUAAAACUGGAAAUGGAGAGGAAGAUGAUUACGAGAGGAAGAAACAAAUUUUGUUCAAUUACUAA
Molecule: messenger RNA, 504 nt
Organism: Caenorhabditis elegans
Lineage: Eukaryota; Metazoa; Nematoda; Chromadorea; Rhabditida; Rhabditidae
Gene: Y45G5AM.5
Exons: 1
Coding region: 1-504 (167 amino acids)
Source: RefSeq, marked reviewed